Molecule: messenger RNA, 2025 nt
Organism: Columba livia (rock pigeon)
Lineage: Eukaryota; Metazoa; Chordata; Aves; Columbiformes; Columbidae
Gene: SMIM15
Product: small integral membrane protein 15
Exons: 3
Coding region: 260-484 (74 amino acids)
Source: RefSeq, a predicted model, not a curated record
CUGCGCGUGGCACCGCCCCGCCCUGACGUCUGACGACAGCCGGCAAGGGGCGGGCGGGCUCUGCCUCCUCCGCGCCAGGCCGGCAUGGGCUGGGCUGGGCUGGGCACGGCACCUCCUUCCUGUUUCCGCUCGGCCGGCCGGCUCCCUCCAGGGCUACGGGACCUCGGCGCCCCCUUCUGUCGCUCGGCAGGCCCGGAGGGUGCCCGAGGUGGUGCUGGGCGCCCCGUCGCAGGGUUUUCCCAAUAUAAAAACCAGAAAAAUGUUUGAUAUUAAGGCUUGGGCUGAAUACAUUGUGGAGUGGGCUGCAAAGGACCCAUAUGGCUUCCUUACUACAGUGAUUUUGGCCCUUACACCGUUGUUCAUAAUCAGUGCAGCACUUUCAUGGAAGCUUGCAAAAAUGAUUGAGGCCAGGGAGCGAGAGCAAAAGAAGAAACAGAAACGCCAAGAGAAUAUUGCAAAAGCCAAACGAACAAAGAAGGAUUAAGUGGGAAAGUCGAAAAGCCCUUCCUUAUGCAAAGAAUCUACUUUAAAAAUGAAACUCCCGUACAUUUUGUGUUGUAACUGUCCUUUGAUACUUGAUCUGGUUAUUUCUUGAAGUAUGAAAUUUAAUCCCUUCAAUGUAUUUUUUUCUGCUGAGCUGAUUUUUGUUUGCCCAAGUGACACUUGUUACAAUCAUUUAAUCUACCGUUUGUGUUUCAGUGCAGGUUGCUUUUUUAAAUUUGCAUGUUGAAUUAAAAAUCAAUCUGUUGGGUGGCUCUAGAGGUAGAUUAUUUUUUUUCCUUAGCUAAGCUAUGACUUAACAAGUGUCUUAAAACUGUCAAAUUAUGGGGAAAAUGUGAACAGUAAACUGGAUUACAGAAGGGCAAGUUUUGGUAUACCUUCAGCAGAGCUUCAGAGUUAGGUAGCAAUACCUUGCUGAUUUCCUUUAAGGAUGCUGUGCAUGGCCCUGUGGUGCUCAUUCAGCUGCAUGUCCACAGUGGCUGCUGCAGUAUCUUUCGUGGUGGGGCUUGUCUGCAUAAAGAGCCAAACUUCCUGUUUCCUGUUUCCUGAACUACCAGCCAUCAAUGGUCUUGAAAUUCAGCCCAGAUUCUAAGAAACUGAUGGAUUGUUCUUAUUCCCUUCAUUGUGUGAAGCCACCCAUACACUAUGUUUUUUGGUUUUCCCCUAACAAUCACCUGAACACUCCACCUGUAACUAAGUUGUUUCUGCCUUCAGAAACUUUUUAUGCUUCAAAAAAUAGUCAUAAACAGGGUGAGACCAAAGGCCCAGGUGGCCUAGCAUGCUGUGUCCCAGUGACCCAUAGCAGGUGGCUGUGGGGGGAGUACAGGAGGAGGAUGCGUGUGCUGGUGACAGUAGUUCUUCCUACUUGCUAACCUUCUGGCUACCUUUGAUUUAGGACCUCCUGGGUUUAGGUGGGAUCUUUGUUCUCAUGGCCCUUGAAACUGCUGCCUUCCAGGCUGCGAGAUACUAGCAUACUGGAAAAAGUCCAAAUGGGGAUUGUGUUGUAAAUAUGCCAAAAUUAUUUAACCUUGAUUCCAAUUCAUGUUUUUCUAACAAGUGGUUAAUUUUUCAAAGCCUAAUUUUUAUUAAUAGUCUAGUUCUCAAGAGUUUGUAGCAGACAUCAAGUUUUCAGACUCAGCAUCUUUGUAAACAGCAGCACAGGCUUGUGCUUUCUAGCAACUUGUCCUUCACUGUAUUCAAAAAUAAAAGCUUAAAAUAAUACCAGUGUUCAAAUGUGGAAACGGAUAGAGCUGUCUUAUACCAAAGGGGAUGAGAAGUGGGGAGCCUAACUGAAAUGACUUAAAGUAAAUGUGAAGAUUUUCAAUAUUAUUGGUCAAAGCAAACAGCAUUAGAAUAUGAUAUUUUGUCAUUUUUAAAACACAUGGGAUCAAGUCUCCAUGUUUUUUUCUCAAGUGUUGUCAAAUGUGUACAUGUUCCACCUUUGUUACCUACACAUCUUAAAAGACAUGGAGGAGAACUGAUGAAGGAUGUACUGCAGAAAUAAAUUUGAUACUUUUUUCAAAA